Messenger RNA from Pogonomyrmex barbatus (red harvester ant), 1117 nucleotides. RefSeq lists its product as uncharacterized. The record is from RefSeq and is a predicted model, not a curated record. Lineage: Eukaryota; Metazoa; Arthropoda; Insecta; Hymenoptera; Formicidae. Gene Ontology annotation, biological process: multicellular organismal reproductive process.
UGCCAUUAGCGAGAAAUAAGAGGAUUGAGAGGAGAUCUUAAAAUGGAAGGAUUUCGUAGUAUAUAGGUUUCGAAUGGUUGCGAAUACAUUUAUUAAGAUUUCUCUAGUGGCACUGAAAAGUACUAUCUUAUAGAAAAAUGUUUAUUACGUUUUUUAUUUCUAUCCUUGUGACAGCGUAUGUUACAGCGGAACUACCUUCUUAUCUUCAUCCGUGUGGCCGCAAAGAACCAAAUUAUGAUCAGUGCAUCGCGAAUAAUGUUGAAAAUCUAAAGGAUAAAAUCUGCAUAGGGAUUCCAGAACUAAACAUUUUACCAAACGAGCCACUUAUUAUUAAAAAAUUAGUUAUUUACGAUGCUCCCAAUACCAAAUUGUAUCUUAGAGAUGGUAAAAUAAGUGGAUUUUGCGAUUUUUGUCGUUAAUUCUGUUCACGGAGAUCCUGACAAACUUCAUUAUGAUUUUGAUCUUUUUAUGAAACAUCUUCGAAUGAAUACCACGUAUGAUUUUGACAUACGUUUAUUGGUGGAUAUCGCUCACAAGGGUAUUGUUCACGUUACUAUGGAUAACGUGAGAGCAAAAAUAGGAAUAGAUAUGAAAGUAAUAACUAAAAAUGACAAAAAAUAUAUAUAUAUAUCAAAAAUGAAUACGAUUCUCACUUUGACAGAAUUUACCUAUAAAUUUGAUGAGAGCGAAAAGGAAAUGAUUCAAUUGCAUGAAAUAAUUAAUAAUGUUAUACAGAACGAUAAAAAGAAUAUUGUUAGUAAAGUUAAACCGGCACUGGAAGAGACGGUUACUAAACGCAUUAUUUCAAUAUUAAAUGAUGCAUUUUAUACUCGUUAUGAGGAAAUAUUUCCCGAAAGAACAUAAGUUGUUUAGCAUUUGUUGAGUUCGCUUUGUGUUUUUAAUUUUGCCAUAAAUUGUAUUAUGAUAUUUUAAUAUUUCAGCUGGAUUUUCAGUAAAGAAACAUUAUUUAAUUAUUAUUGUUACAGUAUAUAUUGUAAAAGUAAAAGCAUAAAUUUGUAUAGAAUAGAAUAAUUAAUUAGACAUUUUCUUUGUCCUUGUGUAUCUUGUAUUUUACAUUUAUUGGAACAAAAAUUUGGAAUGAAGAAAUAUACACAGU